Pezoporus flaviventris is the source of this 5163-nucleotide messenger RNA. RefSeq names its product ATP binding cassette subfamily C member 6 (gene ABCC6). The transcript is spliced from 31 exons. The record is from RefSeq and is a predicted model, not a curated record. Bases 28 to 4611 code for a protein of 1527 amino acids. NCBI's taxonomy places the organism in Eukaryota, Metazoa, Chordata, Aves, Psittaciformes, Psittacidae. Gene Ontology annotation, cellular component: membrane. Gene Ontology annotation, biological process: transmembrane transport. Gene Ontology annotation, molecular function: ABC-type transporter activity; ATP hydrolysis activity; ATP binding.
CGGCAGCUCCCGCCGCCCGCAGACAGGAUGGAACGAGGCGCCCCGGGGCGCCGAGAGGAGGGCUCGCCCGCCACCUCAGCGGGCGCGAUGGCUGCAGGCGGUGCGCUGUGCGGCUCCGCUGGGUUCUGGGACUGGAACCAGACAUGGUACACAAACACCCCAAGAUUUACCUGGUGCUUUGAGAGUACAGUCAUUGCUUGGAUCCCUUGUGCCUAUCUUUGGAUCUGUUUUCCUUUCUACUACUUGUAUCUUCGGCACAAAACCAAAGGCUACAUCAGGAUGUCCCACAUCUUCAAAGCCAAAAUGGUCCUUGGAUUCAUCCUGGUAAUACUGUGUUUUACUAAUGUCUUCUUCAUCCUGUGGGAGAUAAGCCAAGGAAUUCGACGGGCUCCAGCAUUCCUCAUUAGCCCUGCUGUGGUGGGAAUCACAAUGAUCCUUGCCAUGUUCCUUACCCAAGUAGAAAGAAUGGUUGGCAUCCAGUCUUCAGGCAUCCUGUUGAUUUACUGGCUGCUCUCAUUCAUGGCUACAGUUGUGAUGUUUAGUUCCAAAGUCCAACAUACCCUGGAAAGAGGCUUUCUGGAGGACCGUUUCCACCACAUUACAACUUACCUUUAUGCUAUCCUGGUGCUAGGAGAACUUGUGUUAUUCUGCUUAGUUGAUCACCCUCCCUUCUUCUCUAAAGCUGUCAACAAUCCUAAUCAGUGUCCAGAAGCCAGCAGCUCUUUUCUUUCCAAAAUCACAUACUGGUGGUUCUCUGGGCUCCUCUGGAAAGGCUGUCAGCAGUCCUUGGGGGUGGAUGACUUGUGGCCAGUGAGGAAAGAGGAAUCCUCUGAAGAAAUUGUUUCCUGGGCUGAGAGAGAGUGGAAGAAGUGUCGUAACAGAACCCAGCAAAAAAUUGAGUCUGCUACGUUUAAAAAGGGUCAGAAGAGUGAAACUGGCAUAGCAAAAGCUGAAGAGAUGGAAGUUCUACUGCAGUCAGAGCAAAGUCAGAGCUGGCCCUUACUGAAAGUGUUUUGGAGCAUGUUUGGAACCUAUUUCCUUCUCGGCACUGCCUGCUUAGUUAUUUGUGAUGUCUUCUUGUUCUCCAUCCCAAAGUUACUGAGCCUUUUCCUGGAGUUCAUUGAAGAUCAAGAAGCACCUACCUGGCAUGGCUACUUCUAUGCAUUCAGCAUGUUCCUUUUGGCUUGUCUCCAGACUCUGUUCGAACAACGAUACAUGUACAUGUGCCUUGUUCUGGGGUUGAGACUGAGAACUGCAGUAACAGGGCUUGUGUACAGGAAGAUCCUAGUUAUGUCAAAUGCAUCAAGGAAAGCAGCAACAGUAGGUGAAAUAGUUAAUCUGGUGUCUGUUGAUGUCCAAAAGCUAAUGGAUCUGAUUAUCUAUUUUAAUGGGACUUGGCUUGCUCCUAUUCGGAUCAUCAUCUGCUUUGUCUUCUUAUGGCAGCUUCUUGGGCCAUCUGCCUUGACUUCAAUUGUGGUAUUCCUUUUUCUUUUGCCUCUGAAUUUUGUGAUCACAAAGAAGAGGAGUCAGUUUCAGGAGACCCAGAUGAAACAUAAAGAUGAGCGAGCCAAACUCACUAGUGCCUUUCUCAGUGACAUUAAAGUAAUCAAACUGUAUGGCUGGGAGAAAACCUUCAUGGAGAAAGUGCUUGGUAUCCGGAAGCAAGAACUUCAGGCCCUAAAAAGUUCUCAGAUUCUUUUCUCAGCAUCUCUAGCUUCUUUCCAUUCAUCAACUUUCCUGAUUGCAUUUGUCAUGUUUGCUGUGUACACCCUGGUCGAUAACACACAUGUCCUGGAUGCUCAGAAGGCCUUUGUGUCUAUAACAUUGAUCAACAUCCUCAACACUGCGCACUCCUUCCUGCCAUUCUCCAUAAAUGCUGCUGUUCAGGCCAAAGUUUCUUUAAACCGCUUAGCAGCUUUUCUAAAUCUGGAAGAACUGAGUCCUGAAAGCUCAAGCAGAAAUACUUCUGACUGUGCACAGGCAAGUGUCACCAUAAGAAAUGGGACUUUUUGCUGGAGCAAAGACGUUUCUCCUUGUCUCAGAAGGAUAGAUCUUACCAUGCCCCAAGGCUCCUUGCUUGCUGUGGUUGGCCAGGUGGGUUCAGGAAAGUCCUCUUUACUGUCAGCCUUACUUGGUGAGCUGGAGAAGGUGGACGGCUGCGUGAGUGUGAAGGACACUGUAGCUUAUGUCCCCCAGCAAGCAUGGAUACAAAAUGCUUCAGUGGAAGACAAUAUUCUCUUUGGGAAAGAGAUGGAUGAAACAUGGUUCAAUACAGUGAUAGAUGCUUGUGCACUGCAACCCGAUUUGGAGAGCUUCCCUGCAGGGUGGAAGAGUGAAAUAGGAGAGAAGGGAAUAAAUAUAUCUGGAGGGCAGAAGCAAAGAGUGAAUCUUGCUCGUGCUGUGUACCAGAAGGCUUCAAUUUACCUGCUCGAUGAUCCCCUCUCAGCUGUUGAUGCCCAUGUUGGACAGCAUAUUUUUAAACAUGUUCUUGGACCCAAUGGCUUACUGAAAGACAAGACUCGUGUGCUGGUGACUCACACCAUUAACAUUUUGCCUCAAGUGGAUAACAUUGUUUUCCUGGUGGAUGGAACAAUCUCAGAAAUUGGUUCCUACCAAGAACUCCUACAGAGAAAUGGGGCCUUUGCAGAAUUCCUUCAUUCACACGUUACAGCAGAAGAGAAGGCAGACACUGGUUUUCCAGGUAUAGCAGACACCAAAGGCACCAUCACCUCUAGAAAUGGUUCUUCGCAGGAGAAGCUCUUUAGUGACAAUUCAGUCAAAUCUUCUGCUAUGGGAAGAGAAACCGCUCCUGGAAGUCAAGACUCUACCACUGCUGCAGCCACCAAAGGAAGAUUAACCAAGGAUGAAAAAACUCAGCAUGGCAGGGUUCAUACUUCGAUUUAUGCAGCCUACCUGAAGGCGACAGGCUUACCAUUGUGUGUGUACAUCAUGCUGUUGUUCACGUGUCAGCAAGUGGUGUCAUUUUUUCGUGGUUACUGGCUCAGCAUGUGGACAGAUGACCCUAUUCACAACGGGACACAACAGCACAUAGAGCUGAGAGUUGGAGUCUUCGGUGCACUAGGAGUCGUUCAAGCCCUUGGCAGAUUUGCCUCCACAGCAGCAGUCCUUCUAGGUGGCGUGUUAGCAUCGCAGAAGCUGUUUCUGCAGUUGCUGAGGAACGUUGCUAGAUCUCCAAUGGUCUUCUUUGAACAAACACCCAUUGGAAACUUGCUGAACCGCUUCUCCAGAGAAAUGGAUGCUAUCGAUUCUGUCAUUCCUGACAAGCUGAAGUCCUUGCUGGGAUUCUUGUUCAACUUGCUGGAGAUCUACCUUGUGAUUAUAGUGGCUACACCGUGGGCAGCCAUGGCCAUAGUGCCCUUGACUCUUCUUUAUGCUGCUUUCCAGCACUUCUACGUUGUCACCUCCUGCCAGCUGAGACGCAUAGAGGCAGCCAGCAGGUCACCAAUCUACUCCCACAUUUCAGAAACCUUCCAAGGGAGCAAUGUGAUCCGUGCUUACAAGGACCAGGAGAGGUUUAUUUUGAAGAGCAAUUUCCUAGUGGAUGAGAAUCAGCGAAUAUGCUUCCCUGGAGCAGUUGCUGACAGGUGGCUUGCUACAAACCUGGAGCUUCUAGGCAAUGGCAUCGUGUUGUUUGCAGCACUAUUUGCAGCAAUGGGCAGGACAUAUCUUAGCCCAGGAACUGCUGGCUUCUCCAUUUCCUAUGCUCUUCAGAUAACUGGUGUUCUGAACUGGAUGGUGCGCUCCUGGACAGAAAUAGAGAACAACAUUGUUUCUGUGGAGAGAGUGAGAGAAUACUUGAGGACUCCUAAGGAGGCACCCUGGACUCUGAAUGACAAACUUCAAGGUCAGGUUUGGCUCACUGAAGGAAAAAUUGAAUUUAGAAACUACAGUUUGCGAUACAGGCCAAAUUUGGAGUUGGCACUGAAGCAUGUCAAUCUAAUCAUCAAAGGGCAAGAAAAGAUAGGCAUAACUGGAAGAACAGGAGCUGGGAAAUCUACUCUUGCUGUGGGAUUGCUGCGAUUAGUGGAAGCUGCGGAAGGAGUGAUCCUAAUUGAUGGACUAGAUAUUGCUCAACUAGGUCUCCAUGACCUUAGAUCCAAGAUAACUGUCAUUCCCCAGGAUCCAGUCUUGUUUUCUGGCUCCCUAAGAAUGAAUCUUGACCCAUUAAACCAGUACACUGAUGCAGACAUCUGGACAGCUUUGGAACUGACUCAGCUCAAGAACUUUGUUGCAGAUUUGCCAGAUCAGUUGGAACAUAAGUGCACUGACCAAGGGGAAAACCUAAGCACUGGCCAGAAACAGCUGGUUUGUCUGGCCAGAGCACUUCUUCGGAAAGCCAAAAUCCUCAUUCUGGAUGAGGCCACAGCAGCAGUAGAUUUAGAAACUGAUCUUCAGAUUCAGUCCACCCUGAGGACUCAGUUCAAAGACAGCACAGUGUUAACAAUAGCUCACCGGAUAAACACCAUCACGGACUGCGACAGGAUUUUAGUCUUGGAAAAUGGUCGGAUAGCUGAAUUUGAUACUCUGGAACACUUAAUAGCUCAGAGGGGACUGUUCUACAAACUGAUGGAAGAAUCAGGCUUUGCAUGACUCACUCAUGGAGUAUGCCACAAUGCCACCCAUAUCAGGAAUAAUUCAUCUCGUAAUCGAGUUGUUAUCUUGGUUUCACUCUAAAAUGCAUUGCACAACCAAAUCUUGGUUGAGCUACAACUGCAGUAAGCAGAUGAAAAGGGAUGACUUGGGAUGGAGGUUAUUUCCAUAGGAAACUUAGCAAUUCCAUUUUCAUUGUUUCCAGAUACCAAAACUUUACUCCUCUGUUGCAAGUGAGCCAAUAUGAACUUAUAAUACCUUGUUGCUUUUAUGGUAUAAAAGCAAACAAGACAAAAGACUACAGCAUGUCCAGUUACAGUAUAAAUGAAGUCCGACUAUGCUGCCAUACUUAAAAGAUUGCACAGAUUCUUUUUGAAAGCCAACAAGGUUUUACAGACAGCAAGCAAGAAUUUAACUGAUAGCAGGGAAACUUAACUGUUUACAGCUUGUCCUGAGUUUCAGGCAGAACAAAUUUAGUCUUUUGACAAUGUUCUAAUGACUGCACAUCUGAAUGCCGUUCUUACAGAUGUGGACUCCAAGGCAGCAGCUAGA